UCUCUUUGAGUACGGUCUAACCGAUCCACCUGGUAAAGCCACCUGUUGCGAGGUUUCGAAGGCUGUUCUAAGUAGCAAGUGUGUGGAUCGCGUAGCUGGUAUUGAUGAUAUGCUUAUAAUGGAAAUGCAGACGUCGUCUCAUCUGAGCCACGGCCUAACUACACAAUCGCCGGUUUUAGUGCACCAUCAGCAUCAUCUUACUCAUCAAUCCCAGCCCCACUCAGCACUGCAUUUGCAUCGACAUCAAAUGAUGCAGCAGCAGCAGCACGAACUCUCGCAGCAGAUUAAUACAACAUCUACAACAUUACCUGCAAUACCAAUACCACAAAUUGAAAGCACAACAGCAGGUGAGGACAACAUUGGCACUCAUUCACUGCACCAUCAUCAUCAACACGUGAAUAACCUAGUCUAUAGCAACUCAGACUCAACCCAAAUCGAUAAUAAAUCGAAAGUUAAAUUUGACGUUUACUCAAUUGCUUCACCGUCAAUACAAGAGGCAUCAAAUCCAGUAGGAAGUGCAUUCCUAGGUCAAUCACAAGGCACUGUAGAAUGGAUUACAUCGCUGAAUGAUACCCAAAACAAUACGGAAGACUCUCAUAGUUCACAAGGCAGUAUCUCCGGAGAUGGUCACGGUGGAGUUAAUCAGCUGGGAGGUGUUUUUGUUAAUGGUCGACCUUUACCCGAUGUUGUUCGCCAAAGAAUUGUAGAACUGGCCCACAACGGAGUGCGACCCUGUGACAUAUCUCGCCAGUUGAGAGUAAGCCAUGGAUGCGUAUCUAAAAUUUUAUCAAGAUAUUAUGAAACUGGAAGCUUUAAAGCCGGAGUCAUUGGGGGUUCCAAGCCAAAAGUAGCCACCCCUCCAGUAGUCGAUGCGAUAGCCAACUAUAAGCGAGAAAAUCCAACAAUGUUCGCUUGGGAGAUUCGUGAUCGAUUGCUCGCUGAAGGAAUAUGUUCGCAGGACAACGUUCCAAGUGUUUCUUCUAUUAACAGGAUCGUUCGAAACAAAGCUGCAGAAAAAGCAAAGCAUGUCCAUCACCACCAACAACAACAAAUGCCACAAAGUCUUGGCAGUAACCACAACGCGAGUGAAAGCCUCGACAGCAGCACAGAAGCGGCAAGUGAGCAGCAGGCGUCGCUGACAACUGGCGUCACAACUGCCCGCAGCAAUUCCAGUAUCAUCAUUAACAACAACAACAACAACAACAACAAUAACAACAAUAGUAAUAACAACAACAACAACAUUGCAGCAUCAGUUAUCGCUCAAACGACAUCUGCCACAGGUUCCAGUACGAUAUCAAUACCGGGCCCUGUCUCUAACCAAGAAAUAGUUAACAACAGCAGUCGGAAUUCCAAUGUAAAUACCUCCAAUUCCACGAGCGAACAAGUAGCCGAACAGCGCUCAUCUGGUUCCGGUUCCGGUUCUGGGUCUGUAUAUAGCAUAAAUGGCAUACUAGGUCUGCAGCAUGCACACCCUCUGCAAAGCGCCAAUAACAACAAUACCGUUAACAACAACGUAUCGGAUCCAAACGGCAAACGAAAAAGAAUCGAAGGACAUGAUGAAAAUCGGGAUGUAAAUAUGCAUGUUGAGGAGGAUGUGAAGCGGCAGAGGUUCGCUUACGGUGGAGACCAUAUAUAUCAAAACAUAUGGUCUGGCAAAUGGUGCAUCAAAGAUGAGCACAAAUUGCUCUCCGAACUGGGCAAUUUAACAACUAACAGCAGCAACGGCGUGCCUACUUAUUAUGAGGCGCCACCUAAUGCGUUUUCCUCCAACUCAAUCUCAUGUGCUAGUGCAAGCGUCGGGAGUACUAUUGGGAAUGAUUCUACAAUGUUAUAUGAUAGUAUUGCAACAAUAUCACAAAGCCAGAGUACUCUAUAUACGCCACCCAUCGGAUCCUCAAUUGGAAACAAUUCGUUGACGCCCCUAGUGCCUAUAAGUUUGCAAGAUAUGAAAUUUAGCACAAAUGUACAGGAACAGACCAUUCCUCCCUUCUAUACAGCAAUAGCCAUCGAAAAUGGUAGUUAUGCAACAAUAACAAACUUGGACAACGACAGAAACUCAACGAAUAUGGAAAUUAUUGAGUCAAGUGCUGCAAGUUGCAAUAAUUCGACAAUUGGAGUUGGAGUUGGAGUUGAAGUUGAGCCACGAAACGAUCAUCAAACAACAAAGGAGUCCGGCAGCGUAGAUUUGACGGGAGAGGAAAAGUGCAAUAAUAAGAGCCAACAUCGCAAUGACCUUGGAAAGCAUCCAGUGGCCAGUGGAAUAGGCCAUUCCGAACAUCAUGAUAUACCAAUAGCUCCUCUGAUGAAUAUCGAGAAUCAACAACUACAUCAACAUCAACAAGAAGGCACGAAUAUCAAUGUCCCACCUUCUUUAAUACUCCUACAGUCACAGUCACAGUGUAGCACUAACAGUUCUUCGACGGGCCAAAUACGAUCCGAGGCCGAAGUCGAGGCCAAUUCAAUAAGCAACAGCAAUAAUGCCUCGAUUUAUACGACGCCCACAUUGCUUCCCAGUUUUAGUCCCUACUCCGCAGCAUGCGGCCCAGUUGUGCCAAGUACAGAUUACACAUAUAAUCCUGCCUAUACACAAUAUGGUGGUGCUUAUGGUUCGUACAGUUAUGGCACUAGUAGUGGAUUAAUCAAUUCAUCAUAUUAUUACGAAUGUGGACAAAAUCAAGCGGGUCUCAAUCAAGAUUUACGCUCGCCUCUUGCGGCAACUAGAGCAAACUCGCUAGCUUCAGCCGCAUCGCCAACUGGCAGUGCAUGCACUAAGUCGGAGACAUCAGACUUAUUUCUUGUAUAGGCCGUGGAGAACUGCAACUAAUUCUACAAGUACAUCUACAUCAGGGAUAGCAGAUGUUUCACAAAGUUAUACGACACCUACACGCGGAGUGUUUUUUCGAUAUCUUUGAACCGAAAUUUUAAAUAUAGUAUUUAUUUUAAAAUUUCUACCCUCCGAUCUGAUCAAAUACAUUAUUAAUUGUUAUACAUCAUCAAUGAAUCAAUAUCACACAAAUACGAAAUCUCGACGAUUUUCUACGAACUGAACUCAUAACAAAAAUUCUCAUACAAUUAGUUACUUUGCAUUUAAUACAUUGAUUCAUCAUUGAUUAUUUAUGUACAUACAUAUAUAAAAACAUAGCACACUCAACAUCAAAAAACACACUCUAUCAUACUAAUAAUGAUUAUUAAAAUGAAUAAUGUAUUAUUACAAAUAUUUUAAGAAGGGUAUGAAAAGAUAGAAAUACAACAAAUAUACCAAAAAGUCCACUAAAGAUACUUUUAACUAAAAUCACAAAAACAAAAGUGAAAGUUUUCCUAAUCACAAAAGUAAUUGGGGAAUUAAUAAAAAUAAAAAUUUGUACAUAGUGAUACUGUAUGCAAAUUAGUACACUUAUGCUAAUUGUAUUUCUCUGUUAAGAUUAAAAAAGUAAUUUAUAACUAAAAUUUAAAUAAAAUUUAUUUAAUUAUACAUUUUGCGAUAUCCAUCUGAAAAUUUGCUUGAAUAUUUCAUUUACAUGGAGAAACAAAAAAAAACUCAUGAAUAAAUUGAACGCAAUAGAAAUAUCAACGAAAUUGUUUAGAAAACAAAUACAUUUCAAAUACUGAAUUUUUAUUAUUACUUAAUUGAAUUAUUUAUAUAUGGAUAAACUUAGAAAACUAUUUAUAUAUUUAUAUUUACUGAUGUAACAAUUUAAUAUAAAACUUCGCCUGUACAUCGAAUUUUAUGUAAUUCGAAUUCCAAUAACGUAUACUCGAUACUCGAUCAUGCAGCCGAUAAUCAAUAAGAAAGCAUAUACCAAAAUCUGUAUAAAUACUACAUAUUUCAUAAUUCGUAAAACCCACACAUGUAAACGAUUAUAUAAUAAAUGUA
Messenger RNA from Drosophila albomicans, 3874 nucleotides. It is a transcript of the gene sv, whose product is annotated as paired box protein Pax-6. Gene Ontology annotation, molecular function: RNA polymerase II cis-regulatory region sequence-specific DNA binding; DNA-binding transcription factor activity, RNA polymerase II-specific. The transcript has 13 exons. Lineage: Eukaryota; Metazoa; Arthropoda; Insecta; Diptera; Drosophilidae. The record is from RefSeq and is a predicted model, not a curated record. Gene Ontology annotation, biological process: regulation of transcription by RNA polymerase II; anatomical structure development. The coding region runs from base 110 to 2803 and encodes 897 amino acids.